Coprinopsis cinerea okayama7#130 is the source of this 1599-nucleotide messenger RNA. RefSeq names its product glucose transporter. Gene Ontology annotation, cellular component: membrane. The record is from RefSeq and is a predicted model, not a curated record. The transcript has 13 exons. Lineage: Eukaryota; Fungi; Basidiomycota; Agaricomycetes; Agaricales; Psathyrellaceae. Gene Ontology annotation, molecular function: carbohydrate:proton symporter activity. The coding region runs from base 1 to 1599 and encodes 532 amino acids. Gene Ontology annotation, biological process: carbohydrate transport; transmembrane transport.
AUGCCAGAUUACAAUGCGAGGGUUGCUUCCAACCCAUAUGUGGUUGGCUCCUUCGCCUGCAUCGGAGGAGGACUCUUCGGCCUCGACAUCUCUUCCAUGUCGGGUGUCCUAAAUAACCAACACUACCUACAAGCCUUCGGACACCCAGGACCCAGCGCCCAAGGAGCCAUCGUAGCUUCCAUGCCCGCCGGCUCCCUUUUAGGCGCCCUAACGGUCACACAACUCGCAGAUCGAAUCGGUCGAAAGAAGACCAUCAUCCUCGCUGGAUUGAUUUGGAUCGUUGGCUCUGUCCUCCAAUGCGCAGCGCAGAACCGGGCGAUGCUCGUCGUUGGUCGAAUUAUCUCUGGUUUCUCGGUCGGGCUUUCCAGCGCCGUCGUUCCGAUUUACCAAUCUGAAAUUACUUACCCUUCUAUUCGAGGAAGGAUGGUGUCUUUGCAACAAUGGUCCAUUACCUGGGGUAUCCUUCUUCAGUACUUUGUCCAAUUUGGAUGCUCCUACAUCGACGGAGUGGCGUCCUGGCGAAUUCCUUGGGGCCUCCAGAUGAUCCCAGCAAUGGUUCUCAGCGCUGGUAUGACUAUCUUCCCCGAAAGUCCACGUUGGCUAUUCGACCAUGGGAGGGAAGACGAAGCCCUCCAAGUUCUCGCCGAUCUUCACGGCAAUGGAGACAAAACCAACGAACUCGUCGUUCUCGAAUACGAGGAAAUCAAAGAGCAGGUCGAGUACGAGCGUACUCAAGGCGCCAAGUCCUACUUGGAUCUGCUGAAACCCGGGAACCCACGUCGAGUCAUGCUUGGAUGCUCUCUUCAAAUGUGGUCGCAGCUCACUGGAAUGAACGUGAUGAUGUACUAUAUCAUCUAUGUGUUUGAGGGCGCUGGUUUGACUGGACGAAGGAGUAAUCUUAUCGCCGAUUCCGUCCAAUAUGUUUUGAACGUGCUCAUGACUGUUCCCGCUAUCAUCUAUAUCGACAAAUGGGGCCGUAGGCCCAUGCUUCUCGCGGGAACCCUUUUCAUGGGGUUCUUCCUCUAUCUCGUCGGAGGUCUUCAAGGUCGCUUUGGUCAUUGGGGCGAUAUCGAAGGGAAACGGGUUUGGGUCAUUACCGACAACCCGUCGGCAACCAAAGCCGUCGUUGUCUGCUCUUACCUGUUUGUUUGCAGCUUUGCUGUAACGAUGGGACCCGUUUCGUGGACCUAUCCGGCUGAAAUUUAUUCGCUCAAGAUCAGAGGAAAGGCCGUGGCUCUCGCAACUGCUUCAAACUGGACGUUCAACACCGCCCUCGCGUUCGCAGUCCCACCGGGCCUCGACACCAUCGCCUGGAAAACCUACUUCAUCUUCGGAACUUUCAACUUUGCCUGCUUCAUCCACGUCCUGUUUAUGUUCCCAGAAACCGUCGGCCGCUCGUUGGAGGAGAUCGAAGAGAUCUUCGGGAAGGGACAUGUCUUUACGGCGUGGAGGAUUGGGAGGGAUGUCGGGAGAGGGAAAGUCGCUGAGUUGUCGGCGCAACGAGCUCAGAGGAAGGAGGCGAAGGAGACCGAGAAUCAGGAGAAGGAAAAGGAAAAGGCGGGGUCGGUUGAAGAGAAGCACGAACAUGAGGUUGCGUAA